This is a messenger RNA of Trichosurus vulpecula (common brushtail), 6284 nucleotides long. Its product is annotated as zinc finger protein 454-like. Gene Ontology annotation, molecular function: DNA-binding transcription repressor activity, RNA polymerase II-specific. Gene Ontology annotation, biological process: negative regulation of transcription by RNA polymerase II. The record is from RefSeq and is a predicted model, not a curated record. The transcript has 4 exons. Bases 821 to 2314 code for a protein of 497 amino acids. NCBI's taxonomy places the organism in Eukaryota, Metazoa, Chordata, Mammalia, Diprotodontia, Phalangeridae.
AGGCUGGCCGGAAGAAGCGGCCCUGCUGGGUGAGUGGAGAGGGCGCCGCCGCGGGGCUCGUGCCCCCCGCGCGCUCCGCCACGUCCGCCCCUCCUCCUUCGUCCUCCCAAGCACCGAGGGGGCUCCUGCUGUGUACCAGGCGCUGUGCUAAACGCUUAGGCCAUGUUAGCACUCCCCUCCCCCUUUACAGUUGGAGAAAAUGAGGCCGGCAGAUGUUCAGUGACCGGCCCGGGGCCCCACGGCUCCUGAGUAUGCGAAGCUGGAUUUGAACUUGGGUCUUCCCCCCCGCGCCAGCCGGCUGCCCACCUCACCGCAUGGCCCAAACGGGGGCUUUUCAGGGGCUCGCAGGGUUCUUUGGCCACUGCAGUGUCCGGUCGUGCGGCCCUUCCGGGACCUUCGGUCUGUAGUGUGUGCAGUACCUGUGUGUACAGUCGGUGCUUAAUACAUGAGGAGUCCUUCAGCUCACUCAUCUCCCUCCCCUCCCCCAAUGGAAAGCCCUCGAGGAAGGCCUUGGCCAGGCCCCCUUUGGCCGUCGUAUCCUGGGCCGCAGUGUCCGGCACACGACCGGACGGUCAUAAAUGUUUGUUGAUUGACUGAAUGACAGCGGGGGCUGGAAGUCUGCCCCUGACCGGGCCCCUGGCCUUCCCCAGAGCUCGCCGUUAGUGUGUGAGGGCGGCCUGCCCCUGUCCAGGAAUGUCCGGCAGUGACUGUCCAGGAUGGUCCGUGAAGGAAGGGCCCGGCUGAGAGCCAGGACCUGGGGGGGUGGGGCGUCUUCCCACUCUCUGUUUUCAUCUGGCCACUUACAAGAUCCACAUGAAGGAUGACUGCUGGGCAAGCUGGGCAAGCAUCUUUGGUGUUUCGGGAGUCAGUGACCUUCAAGGAUGUGGCCGUGGACUUCACAUGGGAGGAGUGGGGACACCUGGGCCCUGCUCAGAAGGAGCUGUACCGUGAGGUGAUGCUGGAGAACUACAGGAACCUGGUGUGCCUGGGCCUUGCUGUUUCCAAACCGGACGUGAUCUGUCAGCUGGAGCAAGGUGGAGCACUUUGGUGGCCCAAGGGUGGAGUCCCAGGAAGCAGCUGUGCAGAUUGGGAUAUUAGGCCUGAAGUCAAAGAGUCAUCUCCAAAGCUGGCCAUUUCUAUAAAAGAAUCAUCCAAUGAGACACUCAUACGAGCUGGUGUCUGUGUCUCUAAGUUGAAAUAUUCUUGGGAAUGUGAUGCUAGAUUAGAGAAACAGCUGAGCCUAGAGGAGAGACAUUCUAAACAAAUAAAACUCAUCCAAAGGAAAACUCCCAAUGAAGGAAGAAAAAAUGAAUAUAAUAAAUAUGGGAGAAGCUUUGCUCCAGAGCCAACCCUUUUUCCACAACAGAGAGAAUUGAUUGAAAAAAGUCUCCAUGAGUAUGACAUGCAGAAGAGCUUCAGACUGUAUUCAGAGCUAAGAAAAUAUAAUAGUAUAUGCUCAAAGAAGAUAUUUUCUGUGUAUAAUAAAUAUGGAAAAUCCUUCAGUUAUAAUUUAGAACUUAUCAAAAAGCAUGGAACACCUGUUGGAGAGAAAACUUACGAAUGUAAUGAAUGUGGCAAGACUUUCCGUCAGAGCACAGGACUUAUUCAACAUCAUAGAAUUCAUACAGGAGAAAAACCUUAUAAAUGUAAUGAAUGUGGGAAGGCCUUCCGUCAGAGCUCAGGCCUUAUUCAACAUCAUAGAAUUCAUACUGGAGAAAAACCUUAUAAAUGUAGUAAAUGUGGAAAAGCCUUCUGUCAAAACUCAGGCCUUACUCAACAUCAGAAAAUUCAUACUGGAGAGAAACCUUAUGAAUGUAAUAAAUGUGGAAAGACCUUCCUCCGGAAUACUGAAUUAACUGAACACCAGAUAACUCAUACUGGAGCAAAACCUUAUGAAUGUAAUGAAUGCGGGAAGGCCUUUUGUCAGAGGGCAGAACUCAGUCGACAUCAUAAAAUUCAUACUGGAGAGAAGCCUUAUAAAUGCAAUGAAUGUGGGAAAGCCUUCCGCCAGAUUACACACCUUACUCAACAUCAUAAAAUCCACACUGGGGAGAAACCUUAUGAAUGCAAUCAAUGUGAGAAGACCUUUCGUUAUAGCUCACACCUUACUCGUCAUCGUAGAACUCAUACAGGGGAGAAACCAUAUGAAUGUUAUGAAUGUGGGAAGGCCUUCCGCAGGAGUUCUCACUUUAUUCGACAUCAGAUAAUUCAUACUGGAGAGAAACCUUACAAAUGUAGUGAAUGUGGGAAGGCCUUUCGCUGGAGCACAGGACUUAGCCGACAUCAGAGAACUCAUAACAGAGAGAAACCUUAACGUAAAGGAUUUGACAAAGUCUUCUAUAGUUCAUGCCUUAUUCAGCAGUAGGGAUUCAUACUGGAGAGAAGUCUUAUGAAUGUAAUGAGUAAGAGAAUGCCUUUACUCAGGCCACAGGGCUUAUUUAACAUUAGAUAAUUCGUAGUGGAGAGAAACAUGAAUAUAAUAAAUGUGGGAAGCCCCUUCCCCAGCAAAUAAAAUUUAGUAAAUUUCAGAUAAUUAAUCCUGGAGAAAAUCUUUAUGAAUAUAAUGAUAAAGGGAAGACUUUUCUCCAAAGAGAAUACCUUACAAUAAAUCAUAGAUGUAGAACUAAAAGAGGCCUCAGUGACCAUCUAGCCCAUCCUCCUCUUUACUAGUGAGGAGACUGAGGCCCAGGGAGGUGAUUUGCCCAAGGUCACACAGGCAGUCUUUCCCUCCUGGGAGGUGGAGGGAAACCCCUCUAAACACAUCUAGCCCUAGAGAACUGUGGGAUAGGGAAGGGCUUCCAGACUGGGAAUAUCUAGGCCAGAGAAGAGAAAGCUUACGGAGGGAUGUCAUAAUUGUCAAGGCAUAGAAGGAUUCUAUUUGUUCUGUUUGUCCCUAAAGGGUAGGACUAAGGGCAGUCAGGAAAGUUUUAAAAGAAAAUUUAGGCAAUUAGGGUAGCAAUCCAUUGGUAGACAGGGUUGCCUUGAGUGGCAGGUAGUUGGUUACCCCUCACUGGAUGCCUUUAAGCACAGUCUGAAUGAGGAUUUUGUUGGUAUGUUUGGGGAGUUGCUGUUCACAUAUAGUCUAAAGUAGGUUUCUUCUGUGGUCCUUUCCAAUUCUGAGAUUCUCAUUCUAAGAAUCCAUAGUGGAGAAAAGGCUUAAGAAUAUAGUAAAUGUAACUUGUAACUGUACAUUCUCAAAUUAUUCUCUUAGGAGAUACAGGUUUGCAGCUCCACCGCCAAUGAAUGAAUACUUGCCCCUUCACCCUUUCAUGCACAUUGUGUUGCUGCUUCGAAUUAUUUUUGCUGAUUUUUACUAGUGUGAGGUGUUGCCUCGAUGUUGUUUGUAUUUGUAUCUGAUUUAUAACGAACCCUCUGCCUGCAUCCUUGAGCUCAUUCUAUCCCAACUUCACCAGCAAAAUGCCUCCUCUUAUUAUCUCCACUCUCUUCAAUCUCUUUUUAUCUACUGGUUGCUUCCCUACUGGCUACAAACAUAAUCAUGUCUCCCCCAUAUUUAAAUAUUCUCACUUGAUCUGGCCAUCACCAAUAGAAGUUGUCCUAUAUCUCCCCUUGUGGCUCACCUUGAGAACACCAUCUACAAUCAACAUUUUCAUUUCCUGUCUUCUCACUUGCUUCUAAACCCUCUGUACUACGGCAUACUGCUUUUUCAAAAAUUACCAGUGAUAUCUUAAUUGCCAAUCUAUCAAUCCUUUCUUAAUCUUCAUUGACACAUUUUGCUUUCCUUUCAAGGAGAUUUGUGAGAAUAAUGAAUACCAACAAUUCUCUGCAUGAAUGUCUAUUUAUGGUUAAAUAAAUUGUGGUCCAAAAGUGUGAUGGAAUUUUAUCCUGCAAUUAAGAUUGGCAAUUCUGAGGAAUAUAAGGAAGUAUGGAUGAUGCGGAGUGUCUAAAUGAAGAUCCAAGAGAACAGUACCUCCUAGUAAUCAGAUGAGAGGAAGAAAUAGGAAUGAGAAUCAAUGGAAAACUAAGAAUCCUGAUGGAGACAUAGAAGGCUGGAUCGAAAAGGUGUUAUGGCAUUUUGUAGGUUAAAUUCCAUUUGUUUAAAUGUAAUAGUUGCAAAGCAAGUUUAAUUAUUUGUAUUGUUGUUCAAGGUUGUUGAUAAUGUAUAGAGGCGGUGGUAUAGUGAGAGAGCUGAUCUCAGAGCUUAGAAGACCAUGGUGCCUUUGACACCUGGCUGGGUGAUGCUGGACAAGUCGCAGCUUCUCAGUGCUCCAGGCAACUGGGUAAGACUAUGAGUUUCAUGACCAGUGUUGGUGUAGAGGUCUUCCUCGCUAUGGGCUCCCUAUACCAAUUAAGUCAAAGUUCAGUCCAAAAUUUUGUAUAUAGUAAAUGCUUUAUUAAAAGAAAAGUUAUGAGUGGGAGAAGGAUUUCAGUAAGCUUUCAUAUGUAGCUGCAGUCCUCAAAAAUUAACAGAAUAAUUAAUCAUGCUUGCCUUCUUUAGUCAUGGAGAAGAGGAAUCUUGACUUCUUGCCAAGGCAAAUAACCCAUCCCCACCUCCCUGCUCUAGGACAUUGCUUCAGCUGUGUCUUGUCUCUUGUGCUUACAUCUACAAACCAUGCCACCCAAUGGAUCCAUUCCACACUGCCUAGAAACAUGCUUCAGUACUUUAAAAAGCCUACCUUUGACCUUCCACUUGAUCCAUCUACCAUCUCCCUUCCCUUCUCCCCUUUACUUCCAAACCUCUGGCAUAAGCUCUCUAUACCGAGUUCCUCCAGUUCCUCACCACCACAAAGCCUUGCAAUCUGAUUUCUUUUGGGCCUCUCUACUAAAAUGGCUCUCCUAAUGGUCAUUAUUGACCUCCUAAUUGCCAACUAGUGACCUUUUCCCUUAUGGUUUUUAUCAUUCUUUGGCUCAAUGUUUUUUUUUUUAACAUCACCACCCAGCCUUUCCUUCUGAGUACAUUCUACCUCCAUGUCUUCAGAUAUUGCAACCUUUUUGGUUAAUGUUAAGUCUAAUCACUCAUUUGUCUGGAUAACCUGCUAAGAUUUGCAGUAUUCUUCCUCACUAUGACUGUACGAAGCAAAUUGUGGAAGCAUAAUUAGCCUCACUUUACAGAUUAUAAACCUGAGGCUCUUAGGGAUUACAAGUUUUGCCUGUCUUCUGCCAACGAGUCCAGCUUUAUAGUGGGAUUUGACUCUGGGUUUCUCAGCGUAAGUCCAGCACUCUGGACUACACCACACCAUGCUAGUUAAUCUCUGAACUUCUCUGUCCCCAUUUGCUCAUCUUUUCCUCAGCCCUUAAGCUAUAUAUUUUCUCCAAGAUAUAUAUAUAUAUUUUCUCCAAGAUAUAUGUAUAUAUCUAUCUAUCUAUAUCUAUAUCUAUCUAUCUAUCUAUCUAUCUAUCUAUCUAUCUAUCUAUCUAUCUAUCUAUAUAUACCUUUUGCCCUCUUUCCUUGCCUCUCCCUUCUUCCCCUAGGGAGCCUCAUUUGGUCUCAGAGCUUCUGGUCUCACUGACCCUUCAUGUCCAGUCAUGAUCUCUGGAACUUAAGAUGAGUAUCACCAUUUCUGUUAAUCACACCCUUAUCUCCCUACUUUCCCAUGUAGGAAAACUACCAUUGCUUUUGACUCUUUACUCUCUCUUUCUUCUCAUAUCUAAUUAGUCACUAUAUCUUGUCAUCUCUACUGUCUCACGAUAUAUUUCAUGUCUCCUCCUUCCUGUUCCUACAGCCUAUAGCCCAGUAGGUCAAGACAGAGUAUUAAUGGACUCAGUGCUUGAUGAGUGGAGAGCUGGGCUUGUCUCCUACCCUCGACAUAUACAGUGUAACCCUGAGCAAGUUACUUAAGCCCCCCGAGCAUGCUUUAUCUUCUGUAUAAUGGUGACUACCAUACCUGUAGUACCUACUGCCUAAGGUUAUUUUGUAUUUUGUGUGUGUCCAACUCGCUUGCUGGGUGUUAAGCUUUGUGAUCAUAGAGCAUAUGUAUUAUCUAAUCUUGGUAUUUUUUGCUGGGAUCUAGUAAAAUGUUUUGCACAUAGUGUUUAAUAAAUGGUUUGAAUGGAAUUGACUAUGGAAAAAGUUUCACCCAGGGGGGUCACCUUGUUGAACACCUUGGAAUUGGUAUUGAAGAGAAACCUUACAAAUGGGUUAUUGGGUAUUUAGAUUCUCACUUUCUGAUGAAACAUUGUGCCCUAUGUCUUUCCAAAAUGCCUCUCUCUUCUAUGGGCCAGGCCCUGCCUCCACAGAGCUUGUAUCUAAUGGGGGAGACAACGUGUAAACAAGCUAUAUACAGGAAUAAUAGGAUAUAAUUAACAGAGACAGGCACUAGAAUUAG